Messenger RNA from Glycine soja, 1993 nucleotides. RefSeq lists its product as uncharacterized. The coding region runs from base 575 to 1567 and encodes 330 amino acids. The transcript has 6 exons. Gene Ontology annotation, biological process: tRNA-type intron splice site recognition and cleavage. NCBI's taxonomy places the organism in Eukaryota, Viridiplantae, Streptophyta, Magnoliopsida, Fabales, Fabaceae. The record is from RefSeq and is a predicted model, not a curated record. Gene Ontology annotation, cellular component: tRNA-intron endonuclease complex.
UCUAAAUUUUUUUUUUGGCACAAGAAAUUUGAACGUAAAUCAUUUAGAGAAAGAUAUUAAAUUGAAAUUAACCAGAAGGACCAGAAGGUUGUACGUUCAAAAUUGCAAAACUUGCCUUGUUACUUCUUGGUGCCACUUUGUCAAAUUGGGCACAGUGUAAAUGACUAUUUUGUUCAUGAAUGUGUAAAACCCAGUGAGGUCGCACCGCCGUCGCAGAGUCGCAGGACCACCAGGCCCCGUCGAACGCCGCUCUAGACCGCGUCGAACAUCGCAGGUCCCCACCGGAGCCGUCGAAGGCAUUGCGGCAGGCCGCCGUCGUCGUCCCUUUGAGGCUUUGACCCAGUUUCAAAAGCCCUUAAAGUAUUUCUUCCCUUUCGUAAGACACUUCUCAGUUCUCUCUUUCUCCUCCUUCGCACAUUGCUUCUGACCCGUUUGCAACCGCCGGACGUUCACGCUGCACCACCGCUGCUGCUGUACGCCGCCGUCGCCGAUUGCGCCUCUGUUUUGCCUCUUUUGUGUGUUAGUGGUUUGUUCUUUGUUCUCUUCAAUCGGUUUGUUCUCACAGCCUUGAUCAAUGGAAGGCAAGACAAGGGGUUGUUCUUCAAGUGAAGAUAGUGAUGGUGAGAUCUAUUUGCAAAAUGCAAGUGAUGAAGAGGAGCUUGGCUCUUCAUCUGGUUCUAUGCCCAAGUUGCAGUUCAGGAACGUGAAAUCCAAAGGCUGUUGGAAUGAAGAAAUGGGAAUGGGAGAAGUCAUUGAGAAGAAUGGCAAAAUGUGGAUAACAACUGGAAUUGUUCGCAGUGGCAAGAUUUAUUCUUCAAUUGAAGAGACUUUGUAUCUUAUGGAACUAGGAGCCUUAGAUAUCGUAGAUAAUGAUGGUAGAAGCUUAUCUUUAACAGAAAUGUAUGAAAAGGUUGCUAGCGGGAAGAGUGGAUGUUGUUGGGAGCUGUUUGAGGUUUACAGGCACCUCAAGUCUCUUGGCUACAUUAUUGGCCGGCAUGGUGUUGCUUGGAGUUUGAAGAGUAUUAAAAGUUCCCAUAAAGCUGCUGCUGUUGAAGUCACAGAAGAAAGCAAACAACUAGAAGACACUGAUUCUAAAUCAGAGCUUUCCAUCAAUAAGUUAUGGGUCUUGCUAACCAGUGCUCUUAGGACAUUGGUUAAGAAACUAAAAGGAGAAAGUAUUUAUGUAGAAAUCAUAGGAGAGCGUAAAAAAAGUCAUGAACAAUGCAAUUUUGUGCAUUCCAAUAAAAACAUUUCUCCUUUUAGUUUUCUAGCCAAUGCGGUACAGGCACUAGUUAGCACAUGCCAUAAGUUAUUUGGAGAGUUGCAGGUAAAUGAUUUGAGGCCAGACUUUGAUGUUUAUCUUCCAAACAGCAGGUUUAGAAAGUCUUCUCCCGGUGAUCCAAGUUUUCUACUGUACUUAUCUAGGGUUCAAAAUCCACCAUCUAGAGCAGAGAUUGAAGCCCUUGAGAAACAAUGUGGUGGCAUCCCUUUGAAAAUCUGCCUGGUCACAGAGGGAAGGGUCAGUUUCUUUUCCUUUGACAAGGUGGAACUUCCUGUUAUACCCUGAACUUUUGGUACCAAGUCUACCUUUCCACUCUCGGCAGGGGGCAAUGAAAACCAAGGAUUGUAACAAGAGAAUAAUGAGUAGUUGUAAACUUGUAGCUUGUAGGAUCCAAUGAUGUGCAAGAAAGCUGCAGAAGCUGUGGUAAAGUGAUCAAGCAAAUGGGCUCAACUUCUAAAAUUCGAUUCUUGUCAAACUGACCAUGAUUCUGUGUGAGAGCAUGCUUUUGUUGAUUGACCAUAACAAGUUGACGGCAGUGCGUUUUCAUAUAUUAUAGAAUAUAGACUAUAUAGAGAACGAGAAAAGUAUUUUGUUGGAUGCAUGAUGUACAAUUUAGUUAUAAUUAAUUUAAAAGAGAAAUGACUAAAUUGUAAUUUUCUUUUAGCAAAUCCUGACAUGAUUUCAGGAUUUCAUUAAAUGAAAUGUCUUCAA